Molecule: messenger RNA, 1005 nt
Organism: Didymodactylos carnosus
Lineage: Eukaryota; Metazoa; Rotifera; Eurotatoria; Philodinida; Philodinidae
Source: the annotation of a GenBank genome assembly
AUGAUAAUCUUACUUGAUAGAAAUACCGAUGAGUUAUACGAUCAAGCAAAUAAAAUACAAGAAGUUUUUUCAAUUAACAAGCGAUGGUUAAAAAAUCCAGUUGGUUAUUAUAUAAAUGAAAUUGAUCACGAUGAUACCGCACAAAAUUUUGAUUUACAAUUUAUGAUACCUCAAAUUACAACUCAAAAACAUAAAAUUUUAAAUACUAAUGAGAAGUAUAAUACUUUGAAGCCAACUUUAGAUUUAUUAACAGCUCACAUAAUUGUAUGUGGAACUAAUAAAUUUAUGGAACAUCUAAAUUAUCUAAAUAUUCUUCUAAAUUUUAUCAAUAUAAAUAAACAUAAAAAAUUGUAUGAUUAUGCAAAUUUUUUAAAAGACAAUUAUUUCAAGCAUCAGGAUCCGAAAGCCGAACAAAAACUAUUUAUGGAUCUAUGUGAUGAUAUUCAGCAAGGAACAACAGCAGAAAAAGUAAAUUUCGAUUAUAUAGAAGAAUUUAAAAAACAAAGUCACAUGGAAUUUAAUCAAGAAGAAUAUGAAGGUCAGUUUUUUGAAGAAAAAGAAAAAGAUCUAUCAAUUUUAGGACUCGUAUUAGAAGUCGAAGCAAAAGAAGAACAAGAUCAUAUAUUAUCAAAAGAAAGAAUAAUUUUCAGUUAUUCACCAGUAGUUAUGCCUUCUGGUAGACAUCGUGCUAAGGCAUCGUUAGUGGCUUGUAAACAAAAAGAUGAUGAAAACCAUCAAAAUAAAAUUAAUAGAAAAAGAAAUUAUAAACAAGUUUCAACAGAUAUAAAAAUAUAUAAUUAUAAACGUAAUAAAAAAGUUGAUUCAGUUCAUGACGUUUAUGAUAAUACAACAUGGUUAACGGAUUUUCAUAUAUACUUAUUCUUCGAAUUAUUACAUGAACAAUUUCCAAACAUUAAUGGUUUAUGUGGUCCAGCACAAAUUAAAUUAUACACAGGUUCAUUGAAGAACUCAAUAUUCAUUUUCAAUGCAAAUAAUAACCACUAG